AUGGUUGCCGUUGGCUCAGAUGGAUUGGGCGAAGGCCUCGGCUCACCAUCUAACGACCCCGAUGACUCCAUGCUGAGCUGUCCUCCGUCCUGUGACGAA
Protopolystoma xenopodis is the source of this 99-nucleotide messenger RNA. The record is from the annotation of a GenBank genome assembly. NCBI's taxonomy places the organism in Eukaryota, Metazoa, Platyhelminthes, Monogenea, Polystomatidea, Polystomatidae.